AUGGGCAUUGGCGGCACGGUGUGGGCACUGGCGGCACGGCGCGGGCACUGGCGGCACGGGGCAGGCACUGGCGGCACGGGGCAGGCACUGGCGGCACGGCGCGGGCACUGGCGGCACGGGGCAGGCACUGGCGGCACGGGGCAGGCACUGGCGGCACGGGGCAGGCACUGGCGGCACGGCGCGGGCACUGGCGGCACGGCACGGGCACUGGCGGCACGGCACGGGCACUGGCGGCACGGAGCAGACACUGGCGGCACGGCGCGGGCACUGGCGGCACGGGGCAAGCACUGGCGGCACGGGGCAGGCACUGGCGGGCACGGCGCGGGCACUGGCGGCGGGGGGCAAGCACUGGCGGCACGGCGCGGGCACUGGCGGCACGGGGCAAGCACUGGCGGCACGGGGCAAGCACUGGCACGGCACGGCGUGGGCACUGGUGACACGGCGCGGGCACUGGCGGCACGGGGCAGGCACUGGCAGCACGGCACGGGCACUGGCGGCACGGCACGGGCACUGGCGGCACGGCACGGGCACUGGCGGCACGGAGCAGACACUGGCGGCACGGCACGGGCACUGGCGGCACGGAGCAGACACUGGCGGCACGGCACGGGCACUGGCGGCACGGAGCAGACACUGGCGGCACGGAGCAGACACUGGCGGCACGGCGCGGGCACUGGUGGCACGGAGCAGACACUGGCGGCACGGCGCAGACACUGGCGGCACGGCGCGGGCACUGGCGGCACGGCGCGGGCACUGGCGGCACGGCACGGGCACUGGCGGCACGGGUCAGGCACUGGCGGCACGGCACGGGCACUGGCGACACGCUACUCAUAG
Molecule: messenger RNA, 831 nt
Organism: Leucoraja erinaceus (little skate)
Lineage: Eukaryota; Metazoa; Chordata; Chondrichthyes; Rajiformes; Rajidae
Exons: 1
Coding region: 1-831 (276 amino acids)
Source: RefSeq, a predicted model, not a curated record